GGCAGCGCCGGGGCGGGGCGGGGCGGGCGGCCGGGCCGGCCCCGGCGGGCGGUUCCGCCGGCCGCGCCAUCGCGGGGGCCCCGCGGGGCGGAGCGGGGAGCGCCCGGCCCGAGAUGGCGGCGCACGGCAGGUAGCGGGUGCACGACCCGCCCGGUACCGGCCCCGCCAUGCACUUCUCCAUCCCCGAGACCGAGACCCGCGCCGGCGACGGCGGCGCCGCCUACGUGGCCUACAACAUCCACGUGAACGGGGUGCUGCACUGCCGGGUGCGCUACAGCCAGCUCCUGGGGCUGCACGAGCAGCUGAGGAAGGAGUAUGGCGCCAACGUGGUCCCCGCCUUCCCCCCAAAGAAGAUCUUCACGCUCACCCCGGCAGAGGUCGAGCAGCGGCGGGAGCAGCUGGAGAAGUACAUGCAGGCGGUGCGGCAGGACCCGGCGCUGGGAGCCAGCGAGACCUUCAACAGCUUCUUGCGCAAGGCCCAGCAGGAGACGCAGCAGAUCCCCACAGAGGAGGUGAUGCUGGAGGUGCUGCUCUCCAACGGCCAGAAGGUCAAGGUCACCAUCCUCACUUCGGACCAGACAGAGGACGUCCUCGAGGCCGUGGCCUCCAAGCUGGAUCUGCCGGAUGAGCUGAUCGGCUACUUCAGCCUCUUCCUGGUGCGACAGGCCAAGGACGGAGCUUUCUCCUUCGUGCGGAAGCUGCAGGAGUUUGAGCUGCCGUACGUGUCCGUCACCAGCCUGCGCGACCCCGAGUUCCGGAUCAUCCUGCGCAAGAGCUACUGGGACUCCUCUUACGAUGACGACGUAAUGGAGCACCGCGUGGGGUUGAACUUGCUGUACGUGCAGACGGUGUCAGACAUCGAGCACGGGUGGAUCCUCGUCAACAAGGACCAGCACCGUCAGCUGAAGUCCCUGCAGGAAAAGGUCUCCAAGAAGGAGUUCAUCCGCCUGGCGCAGACCCUCAAGUACUACGGCUAUCUCAAGUUCGACCCCUGCGUCACCGACUUCCCCGAGAAGGGAUGCCACGUCGUCGUCAGCGCCGGCAACAACGAGCUCAACUUCCAAGUGCGGCUGCCGAACGAGCAGAUCAAGGAGGGCAGCUUCAAGGUGACGCGCAUGCGGUGCUGGAGGGUCACGUCCUCGGUGCCAAUGAGCAACGGUCCCUCGGGGAGCAGCCCAGGCAAGUCUGAGGUGAAGCUGGAGUUGGCUUUUGAGUAUCUGAUGAGCAAGGACCGGCUGCAGUGGGUCACCAUCACCAGCCCGCAGGCCAUCAUGCUGAGCAUCUGCCUGCAGUCCAUGGUGGACGAGCUGAUGGUGAAGAAGUCUGGGGGCAGCAUCCGCAAGAUGUUCCGCCGGCGGGCGAACGGGGCCCUGCGGCGCUCGGACAGCCAGCAGGCCGUGAAGUCGCCGCCGCUGCUGGACUCGCCCGACGCCUCCCGGGAGCCGAUGGCCAAACUCUCGAGCAAGCUCACCUCCGUCAGCCUGCGCGGGAUCAGCCACUGCAGCUCUGCCAGCGACGUGGGCGCUAACGACUUCCACGGCAACUACGCUUUUGAGGGCAUUGGCGAUGAAGAUCUGUAGCGCCCCGUCCCAGGACGGCACCGGCCGGGCCCUCGCUGAGGAAUGUACGACCUGCACACAGGUUGCAAUCAACGUGCCUCUCACCUGCUCCUCCGCCCCCUCCCCGGCCCCCGCGUGGACAGACACGUCCCGCUGCCCGGGGGACACGGCCACGUCCCGCCGCUGGCUCCGGCGGGGAGGAGGCUCGUUCCCGGGUGGCCCCAGGCCUGGCCCUGGCGCAGCACCGCGGGGCCUGGGACAGAGCGGUCCCCUCCCCCGCUGCCCCAGGUGGCUGGGGCGGCGCUCGGUGGCAUCGGCCCGGUGGCACCGAGCCCUCAGGGGCUCCGUAAUGCCAAAUUAGCGUUUAGGUCUCUGCUCGAGGUGGUGCAGUCGCUGUCUCCGGGGCGCUCGGCGCAGAGCCCCCUCUAACCCGCUCGUAGGCUCCAGUGUAAUCUCAGCUUGUAACCACGUAUCUGCUGCUGCUCAGACCCACCGGAGCGUUAACGGACAGUAACCGAUGUUUACACACUGCGAUGAUGAUUAAAAUGGAUCCUGAUUGGUA
Messenger RNA from Columba livia (rock pigeon), 2121 nucleotides. It is a transcript of the gene SNX17, whose product is annotated as sorting nexin 17. The record is from RefSeq and is a predicted model, not a curated record. Gene Ontology annotation, molecular function: phosphatidylinositol binding. The transcript is spliced from 15 exons. The coding region runs from base 168 to 1580 and encodes 470 amino acids. Lineage: Eukaryota; Metazoa; Chordata; Aves; Columbiformes; Columbidae. Gene Ontology annotation, biological process: signal transduction; endocytic recycling; intracellular protein transport. Gene Ontology annotation, cellular component: early endosome.